UUUUAAAAGUUAUGUCCAGUUAAUAGCCGAAGGCAAAUUACGUCACUUAGUUAUGUAAAAAAGCAAUUUCUUUUUAAUUCUUUUUAUUUUCCUGAAGAAAAAAUGAGAAAAGCAGGUAUCUCAGAGGAAAUUCCGGUUGCAAGUAUAAAUGGUGAAGAAGAUCCUUUUGAAUCGCUUGAAGAAAAUGUCAAAGAGCUUAUAUCAUGUGGCUUAGUAGAGAAAGAUUUUGCUGUUGAAGAUUACGUAAACAUAGAUUUUGAUAUUUGUACAAGCGAAGCAAUCGCUAUCACAGAUCGAGAAAUUCUGGAUUCCAUUUUAAUCAACAAUUGUGCUGAGGUAGAUGAGGAGAUAGAUGAAGAUUCUAACAAUUUGCCUCCCGUAAAGCCAAAAUUAUCAGAGGUUGCAUGUGCAAUAGAGUUAAUUGAAUGUUGGUCUCUUUUUGAAAAUAACGGUGUCAAAAUCUGACAAUCGCUAAACCUAGUAUCAAAGAUGUUUGACAAACAUUCUUUAGAGGCAAAAAAGCAAUAGAAAAUGAAUGAUUUAUUCGAAAAAUUGUAAAGAUUUUAUUUCUUCAUUUUAGAUUUUUUUUAGAAGGUAAAGACUUAAACGGCAUCUUAUUCCAAAGUUUUUC
Molecule: messenger RNA, 631 nt
Organism: Hydra vulgaris (swiftwater hydra)
Lineage: Eukaryota; Metazoa; Cnidaria; Hydrozoa; Anthoathecata; Hydridae
Source: RefSeq, a predicted model, not a curated record